UAAGCACCACCCGUUAACUCGCCAGGAUGAGGCUGUCCACGCACUAUUUACCUCCUACGCAUCAUGAUUCCGGAGGGUCGAGGCCUGAUAGAGAAACUUUCCACUCCCGUGCCGAUGCUGGGGCUCUCUCCGUGAGCAGGCGGACUACCUCUAUCUCAUCCAGGAGCAGGGUGUUCGUCUUCAGCUCUUGGUACCAGUCCCUAGCAACAAGCGUCCUCAGCAGGGAUCGUGGAAGACAUAUUGCGAGUAGCCCUGGCGUACAGAACCCUCCAUCAAACAUCCACCGUGCUGACUCUGCAAUAUCGCUUUCCCCAUACGUCUACCCCGAGGAAGACGACAUCCCUAAGCGCAAUGAGUCGCCGCAAAAGCCAUGCCAAAUCCCCGAUUCGCUGCUCGUCCACUUCCAAUUCGAAGACCGCAUCUACAACAAACAGCUCAACUACAGCGCCUUCUCGAAGUGGGACAGUGUCGACGCGCUGCUGGUAGAUCUCGAGAAAGACGGCGUGCUCGUCGUCCAGCUGUGGGAUGUACGCGAGGAAAUGCCCAUCUGCAGUGGCGACUGGAAUGCUCGUGUGCGGCCGGGCUGGGAGGUGCUUGUUACCUGUGUGGACGGAACGCUAUGGGGGGAUGAGGGCUCGGAAUGCGGCGAUAUCAACAGUGCUGACGACGAGGACGACUACUACUACUACGACCACCACGCACGUGAGCGACUUGAUGACUUUGUAGCGUACGAGGGGCUCGAGGCUAGUAUAAAGCAUUGGUGGUUUACCCGCUGGAGGCAACGAGUCGAGCGGGCGUCGCUGGCGGAUGAAGAGUCCGGACUGGACUUGUCGUGGAGCAUGAUCUUGCUUGGAGGUGUUUCGUUGGCGGCGGUUUUGGGCCUGGUCAUUCUGUUUGCUGUCUGGGAUAUGCGGUCUGCUGGAGCAUUCUCUCUUUCACGUUCUUCUUCUCCUUGAGGUCGUAGCUAGAGUUGAAAACGUGUGCGACCGCGCUCAUGCAUCGCUUCUUUCGUGGUCGUGGUCGUGGUCGUGGUCGAGGUU
Molecule: messenger RNA, 1040 nt
Organism: Cucurbitaria berberidis CBS 394.84
Lineage: Eukaryota; Fungi; Ascomycota; Dothideomycetes; Pleosporales; Cucurbitariaceae
Exons: 1
Coding region: 27-956 (309 amino acids)
Source: RefSeq, a predicted model, not a curated record